Messenger RNA from Penaeus vannamei (Pacific white shrimp), 747 nucleotides. NCBI's taxonomy places the organism in Eukaryota, Metazoa, Arthropoda, Malacostraca, Decapoda, Penaeidae. The record is from RefSeq and is a predicted model, not a curated record.
AUGCCGCGCCCGACGCGAGAGAGCUACGGCGACCAGAAGCCGCCCUACUCCUACAUCUCGCUGACGGCCAUGGCCAUCUGGAACAGCCACGAGAAGAUGUCGACGCUGUCGGAGAUCUACAAGUUCAUCAUGGACAACUUCCCCUACUACCGCAAGAACACGCAGCGCUGGCAGAAACUCCUCCGCCACAACCUCUCCUUCAACGACUGCUUCAUCAAGAUCCCGCGGCGCCCCGACCGCCCCGGCAAGGGCGCCUACUGGACCCUCCACCCGUCCGCCAUGAACAUGUUCGAGAACGGCAGCUUCCUCCGCCGCAGGAAGCGCUUCAAGAUCCCCAGGACGAGAAGGACGCCCUCGAGGUGGCCUGGCGCAGAUCACGUCGCCGCGCGCCGCCCGCGCCCGAGGAGCCCCGCCUGCCCCCCGGCCUCCCGCCGCCGCCCCUCAAGCUGCACGGGCGACCCCUGGCGCCCGCGGCCCACGCCGCCCUGCUGCCGCCCCUCCACCUGCUGCCUCCGGGCCUGCCUCUCGCGCCUGCCGCCCCGCUGCUCUACCCGCCGCACCUCAUGUACCCCGGCUGGGGCCGCGCCUUCCUCCACUCCCUCACCACCUACCUGCCCACCCGCCGCCCCUCCCCCUCCGCCGCCGCCGCCGCCACCGGCGCCCGUGGUGCCGAGGCCUAUCAAGCCCACACCCGUCCUGGCCCGCCCGCCGCCCAUGCUGGAGGGCGCCCUCACGGGGGUGACGUAA